Messenger RNA from Sugiyamaella lignohabitans, 3183 nucleotides. RefSeq names its product Ste23p (gene STE23). Gene Ontology annotation, biological process: peptide catabolic process. Bases 1 to 3183 code for a protein of 1060 amino acids. Gene Ontology annotation, cellular component: mitochondrion; cytosol. The record is from RefSeq and is a predicted model, not a curated record. Gene Ontology annotation, molecular function: metalloendopeptidase activity; metal ion binding. Lineage: Eukaryota; Fungi; Ascomycota; Dipodascomycetes; Dipodascales; Trichomonascaceae. The transcript has a single exon.
AUGACUAGCAGUGGAAUUGAUUCGUCUCGGCCUACAACGGCAUCUAUUGUCGCUUCAAAUCUUGAAAAGCCUUUAUUGGACGAACGUCAAUACAGGGUGAUUACUCUGCCUAAUAAGCUGGAAGCUUUGCUGAUUAAUGAUGUCGACACAGACAAGGCCAGUGCUGCGUUGGAUGUAAAUGUUGGUUCAUACUCGGAUCCGAAUGAUUUGUAUGGAUUGGCUCAUUUCUGUGAACACCUGCUGUUUAUGGGAACUGAGAAGUAUCCUUCGGAGAAUGAGUAUUCGCAGUACUUGUCGGAGCAUUCGGGAAGCUCUAAUGCUUACACAUCGUCGGAAGAGACAAACUACUUUUUCGAGGUGGCUCAUGAUUAUUUAGAGGGUGCAUUGGAUAGAUUUGCCCAAUUUUUCAUCUGCCCUUUAUUCUCUCCAGACUGUAAAGACCGUGAGAUCCGUGCCGUAGACUCUGAAAAUAAGAAGAAUCUCCAAUCGGACAGCUGGCGGUUACAUCAGUUAGACAGGUCACUUUCCAAUCCCCACCAUGUUUAUAACAAGUUCUCCACCGGCAACUUGACCACUUUGAAUGACGAGCCAUUGGCCAGAAACGUCAAUGUUCGCGAUGAAUUGCUGAAGUUCCAUCAACAGCUGUACUCUGCCAAUCUUAUGAAGUUGGUCAUUGUUGGACGGGAAUCGUUAGAUACUCUGGAAGAGUGGGUGGUAUCCAAGUUUUCUGCAAUUCGCAAUAUUGAUAUUCCACGACCUCAUUCUGAGUACCAUUCCAAUGGUAUUGUCCCGUUGACUUCAAAAGAGUUAGGUAAGAUAAUCCGGGCCAAACCUGUCAUGGACACAAAACAUUUGGUGUUGACUUUCCCAGUCCCUGACCAGCGUCCUGUGUAUACUGUCAAGCCCAGUCAUUAUUUCUCACAUCUUAUUGGCCAUGAGGGUCCUGGUUCAUUGUUACACUAUUUCAAACAGCGAGAGUGGGCUAAUUCACUUUCUGCCGGGUCUCAGCAUGUUAUCGAUGGAACUGACUUUUUUGUUGUCGAUGUUGAGCUUACUACGAAAGGUUUAGAUAACUAUGAACAAGUUCUUUAUGGAAUUUUCGAAUAUUUGAAGCUUCUUGAACUCACACCCCCUCAGUCGUGGAUUUUCGACGAAUUGAAAGAAAUGACAGUCGUAGACUUCAAAUUCAAGCAGAAGACAGAUGCUAUUGAUGUUGCCUCAAGACUGGCCACUGUUUUACAACGACCCGGUCUUCCACGAGAACACUUAUUAAGUCACAACUUGAUGCGGGACUACAGAUCUGAGUUGAUCAGUGAUUUCGUCACAUACCUUAACCCCGAUAAUUUCCGAGCGGUUCUCACUGGUCAAUCACUCAGUGGUCUCGAUAAGCGGGAAAAGUGGUAUGGAACAGAAUACUCGGAACAAAAUAUUGAUCCAGAAAUCCUGGCCAAAUUAAAGAACACCAAAUAUGAUGCUAAGACGUCGCCAUAUCAACUCCCUGCUAAGAACGAGUUCAUCCCUACGAACUUCGCAGUUAAUAGAAAAGAGCGAAAUAGCGACGAACCUCUGAAGCGUCCUAAUUUGGUCAGACGAACUGAUCAAGUGAGUGUAUGGCACAAAAAAGACGACACCUUUUGGGUUCCUAAGGCACGUGUCUAUAUCAAACUCACCAACCCAUUUGCUAACAUGACACCAUCGAACUCAGUGAAGACUGGUAUGUUUGUCAGCCUGAUCAAUGAUGCGUUGGUGGAGUUUGCUUAUAACGCAGAAGUAGCCGGCUUAAGAUAUGAAGUAGCUACUGCAAAGGGCGGUAUAGAGAUUUCCGUCAACGGAUAUAACGAUAAAAUCCUGGUAUUGAUUGAACGCAUUUUGGAGAAGAUCAAAUCGUACAAAGUAGUUGAUCCAAGUAGAUUUGAGGUGUUGAAAGAGAAAUCUCAGAGAUCAAAUCAAAACUUUGGCUAUACUGUUCCAUAUAACCAAAUUGGCCAGUACACAUACUUCUUGUUGAACGAACAUGUUUGGCACAUUGAUGAAAAGAGUGCUGAGCUUGAUAAUUUGGAGUUACAAGACAUGCAGGCUUUUAUUGGUGAAUUUGUCCGCCAGUUUCAGAUCGAGAUUCUUGCAUUUGGUAACAUAACCAAGGAGGAGGCGUUGAAGGUGUCUGAUCUUUGUGUGGACAUUUUGAGAAGUCGUCCACUGGCUGUUUCACAGAGAGUACUUGGAAGAUCGUACCUACUCCCCCCUAGCUCUAGCAAUUACUACAACAUCAACUUGAAGGAUGAAAAGAAUGUCAAUUCAUGUAUUGAUUACACAAUGCAGGUUGGUCUUAUUACUGAAGCUGAGAAGCGUGUUACUCUCGAGCUACUUGCUGAAAUCGCACAUGAGCCGGCUUUUAACCAACUAAGAACCAAGGAACAACUAGGCUAUGUUGUAUUUGGUGGAGUACGUAGUACCCGGACUACCAUGGGGUACCGUGUUCUAGUCCAGAGUGAACGUACCACGGACUAUCUCGAAGAACGUAUCGACCAGUUCUUGUAUAAAUUGGGAGACAUUUUGGAAAAGCUCCCUGAUGCCGACUUCAAGAGCUAUGUCGAAGCUGUCAUAGUGCGUAAACUGGAGAAGCGUAAGAAUUUAAGUGAGGAGUCUAAUAGAUACUGGACUCAUAUCCAGUCUGGUUACUAUAACUUCUUGAAACACGAGUCAGAUGUGGAAAUCAUCAGAACUCUGAAGAAAGAGCAUGUCAUUAAGCUCUACAACGAAUAUAUCAACCCCGACUCCCCUAGCCGAUCGAAGCUGGUGGUGCAUUUGAAGUCUCAAUCACCCCCAGUCCAAUCGCAGGAAGUGCUUAUAACCACGGCAGUCAUCAACCUUGCUUCAAAGUAUAAUAUUGAGUACACACAAGCGGAAAUGGCAGAGAUGGCCGAAGCGUGUCAAGGUAAAGAACUGCCAGAGAUUGUUGCAGUCAUUUCGGCCAAACUCUCUGCCAAGGGCCUAUCGAAUUCUGAUACUAGCAAGUUCCUUAGCGAGCUCAACGCUAGUGUCAACCCUACUGGCGAUAAAAAGUACCCGGAGGGCGAAAACAUUACCGAUGUCGGCCAUUUCAAGUCCCGUCUGGCUCUUACCGAAGCUCCUACACCUCUGUUCGACCUGUCUAUGUACCAGGAACAAGGUGCCAAGUUGUAG